AUGGAGGAGAGGGAGGGGGAUUUGAGGGUUCCUCUGAUCUCUUCCUUGUUCUGUCUUUGUGUACUAACGGGUGGUGUCCUCCUUGUUCUCUACCUUUUCGUGCCAGAUCACUCCCAGCCAUGGUUUCCAGCUGCAGGAUUGAUCUUGAUUGGUUCUCCGUACAUAUUUUGGCUCCUGACUUACUUUUACACCAGCAUGAAAUGGUGCUGUUUUGGCGACAGCAGCAUGGACAACCGCCAGAUUUCAAGGCGCACCUCAAGGGCUGCCACAAUGGCAAACCCUGGGAUGGCCAGGACUGAUUCCAAGGCAAAUGCUGCGGCCUCUAAUAACAAUAGCAUUAACAAUGGCAAACAAGAAAGUGGCCAUAUCCAACAAGAUGGAGGAGAUGCAUCAUCCAUCAACUCUGCAAAGGAAAUUGAGAUGCCUUUAGCCUUAUCAGUUGCUUCUUCAUGA
Molecule: messenger RNA, 453 nt
Organism: Nicotiana tabacum (common tobacco)
Lineage: Eukaryota; Viridiplantae; Streptophyta; Magnoliopsida; Solanales; Solanaceae
Source: RefSeq, a predicted model, not a curated record